GUCACUCUGUCCUCCAUAGAAGGUAUCGAUAGUCAAAACUCAAUAAAUACCAAAUAAUCUACACUUCAUAUCACUCACUCCGCCUAAUAGUUUAAAAGCCCUUCAUUUCUCAAUUCCUUCUAGGUUUUGGGUCGUGCAGCUGCUCUUUCUACCACCAUUUCCUGUUUUGGGCGAAUCCCGAUAAGUGGGUGAGACUUUUUUUAGGUGAUUGGUGACUGUUUUGAGUGGACGUUAUGGCCGGGAAUCGAGGAGAGGGAAGCUCAUCUGGGAUCAAGUUCGAUGAAGGGGGUGGAUUUAGUUUUGAUUGGGAAGAAGAGGAGCUUGAUGAAAAUGCUGAUUUGUUGCCUUCGGAUCCGUUUAAUAUGGAAUGUAGGAACCAAAGGACGGGUUUUUCAACCAUGACCAGUUGGUUAGAGGAUUUUGGGUUUAAGAUAGAUGAGAAUGAGGUUGCGAAACUUGAUUCUUUCUUGAUUCGCAAGAUGGGAAUUGAUCAGGGUGCGGGUUUCCAGUUGAUUGAUGGAAAUUGUGUGCCGUUCGGGAUGAUUUUCAGAGAGGGGUUGAACGGUGGUCAUGGUCUGAUGGAUGGUGAUACAACAGAUAAUGAUCAAGGGAGGAUUAAUGAUCAUUGUGGUGUGGAUGGAGGUAAUCCACCGCAGGCGUUGUUGCUGUCCCUUGGUUAUUUAGGCUUGGGGGACCUAUUUGUAGUUGAAAGAGUAAGCAAGCCUUUACGGGAUGCUGUUGUAGGAGAUCCACUUUUAUGGAAAAAUAUUAACAUAACUCAUCCAUUUUGUACUAAUAUCACAAAUGAUAUCCUUAUAAACUUAACGAAUAGAGCUCAAGGCCAUCUUCAUUCUCUCAGUCUAUUUCACUGCUCAAAGCUCACUGAUGCUGGUUUGAAGCAUGUACUUGAUAGGAAUCCCAACCUGUCAAAGUUAAAUGUCCAAGGAUGUGCGAGACUCACAGCAGAUGGUAUGCUCUCUAACUUAAAAGUCUGGAAGACUGCUGGAAAAACGAGACUUAAAUAUUUAGGGAUUUAUGGAUUGUCUGGCUUGACAGACAAGCACAUGGAUGAGUUCAAGCUCUUAACAGGUGUAGAUAAUAGCAAGCUGCCAACUACUCGUAAGCCACGAUUUUUUGGUGGUGGCCGGUCGCGUGUCACUUUUGAUGAUGACCGUGCUAUUGACGUUGAAGUUUGCCCGAUAUGCCAGAGGUUUGAACUAGUUUAUGAUUGCACUUCGGAGAGUUGCCAAAAGAAGCAAUCUUCCUCUCAGUUGUGCAGGGGUUGUGUUAAAUGCAUUAAGCGUUGUUUCGAUUGUGGAUGCUGCUUAAUUAAUUGCGAUUACGUGGAGCUGUUCCAUUUCGAGUCGCUUUGUUUAGAUUGCCCGAUAAAUCCCUUGGGUUCGCAAAAGGGGGAGCAGAAAACCGCCCCUUUGUCUGAAACCACUGUUGGUCACUAGGAGGAGGGUUACCAUUUUUACCUCUAUGGCUUGGAUGCAUAAUGCUUGUUGCUUUUCUUGGCUGUAGGAAAGCUUUGGGAUCACAUAAUGCUUUCGCGCAUCAGAUUUGAAAUGGAAGUCCUUUGUCUAUGUUGAAGAAAUUGGAGUCUGCGUAGUGUCGAACAUGGCAGGCCAAAAGCUGAUCUUCUGCAUGGAUAAGCUUAUGUAUGCUAUGUCAUGACUGUGUUAAGUAAAACUUCUGUCGAGUAACCCUUGUGUUGUAUGCAUGCUGGGUCAUGAUUAUGUUGAGUAACCCUAAUAUUGUAUGCAUGAUAUGUCAUGAUUCUGUUAAGUUACCCUUAUGCUGUAUGCAUGAUGUGUCAUGAUUAUGUUUGAGUAACCCUUAUGUUGAAUGUAUGCUGUUUCAUGAUUUUGUUGCGUAACGAAGUAGAGUAAUGUCAUUCAAGAUGUUACACCA
Molecule: messenger RNA, 1914 nt
Organism: Solanum tuberosum (potato)
Lineage: Eukaryota; Viridiplantae; Streptophyta; Magnoliopsida; Solanales; Solanaceae
Product: F-box protein SKIP14-like
Exons: 3
Coding region: 234-1457 (407 amino acids)
Cellular component (GO): cytoplasm
Source: RefSeq, a predicted model, not a curated record